CAGGUCCCGGCAGCUGGGGUCUCCCCUUAGCCCGUGAGCCACCAUGUCCCACCCCAGUGCCCCCCCUCCGUAUGAGGACCGCAACCCCCUGUACCCUGACCCUCUGCCCCCGGGGGCCUACGGGCAGCCAUCUGUCCUGCCUGGUGGGUACCCUGCCUACCCACAGCCUGGCUACGGUCACCCUGCUGGCUACCCACAGCCUAUGCCCCCUAUCCACCCGACGCCCAUGAACUAUGGCCCAGGCCAGGGUUAUGAUGGGGAGGAGAGAGCUGUGAGUGACAACUUCGAAUCUGGAGAGUGGAGUGACAGGAAAGUCCGACACGCCUUCAUCCAAAAGGUUUACACCAUCAUCUCCAUCCAGCUGCUCAUCACGGUGGCCAUCAUCGCUAUCUUCACCUUUGUGAAGCCCGUCAGCGAGUUCGUGAGGGCAAACCUGGCCGUCUACUACGCAUCCUAUGCUGUGUUCCUGGUCACGUACCUGAUCCUUGCCUGCUGCGAGGGACCCAGACGCCGUUUCCCAUGGAACCUUAUCCUGCUGACCCUCUUUACUCUUGCCAUGGGCUACAUGACCGGCACCAUUUCCAGUGUGUAUGACACCAAAGCCGUCAUCAUUGCAAUGAUCAUCACUGCUGUGGUGUCCAUUUCAGUCACCAUCUUCUGCUUCCAGACCAAGGUGGACUUCACCUCGUGCACAGGCCUCUUCUGUGUCCUGGGGAUUGUGAUGAUGGUGACCGGCAUUGUCACUGCCAUCGUGCUGUCCUUCAAAUAUGUUUACUGGCUGCACAUGGUCUAUGCUGCUUUGGGGGCCAUUUGCUUCACUUUGUUCCUGGCUUACGACACGCAGCUGGUCCUGGGGAACCGGAGGUACACCAUCAGCCCAGAGGACUACAUCACCGGCGCCCUGCAGAUCUACACAGACAUUGUCUACAUCUUCACCUUUGUGCUGCAGCUCCUGGGGAAUCGCGAUUAA
Messenger RNA from Lipotes vexillifer (Yangtze River dolphin), 970 nucleotides. It is a transcript of the gene TMBIM1, whose product is annotated as transmembrane BAX inhibitor motif containing 1. Gene Ontology annotation, cellular component: Golgi apparatus; endoplasmic reticulum; membrane. The record is from RefSeq and is a predicted model, not a curated record. Lineage: Eukaryota; Metazoa; Chordata; Mammalia; Artiodactyla; Lipotidae. Gene Ontology annotation, biological process: negative regulation of apoptotic signaling pathway. Bases 44 to 970 code for a protein of 308 amino acids. The transcript is spliced from 11 exons.